UCUGUCAAAACCCCGGUGCCCCACUAACCCCGCCCUAAAACGUCACCGCGUUCCGGAUCGUCAGGCCAGCUUGUGGCAUAGCGUCAGACCGUGGUCUUGACCUGGUACUUCGUACCUCCAGUGCAGCGGCAGCCACGCGCAUACUGAGGCAAACGGCGCUGGGUCGUGUGUUGUUUUGGCGUGCUAGCAGUUCGCUAUCUUUCCGCGACACGCCUAUCCUUCGAGUCCACCCUCGCAGACAACGCGCCUGGAGACGAAGAACCGAGAUCGGAACUGGUCUUGGGCAGAUCCACCUGUGCGCAUAUCUCUCCACCACGAGCCCUGCGUAAGGUGCAGAACAGUAAGGCAGCUUAGAGUACCGAUCUCGCAAGUCUUGUUGUUCGUAGUUGGGCAUCGGACCAUUUCGUAUGGGUAUAAUGCACGAUCAUCACCCGCCACGACCUGCUCGACAGACCGCACGUUCUGAAGAGGCAUGCCCACGCAGUCCGGCCAUGGCUCCCUCCUACUCGCGAUCGUUACCCUCUAGACAGCAUUCAGAAGAAUCCUGGAUAGACAUCAGCUCCAGGCCGUCCUCAUCCUCACUAUCCUCCGCUGCCGACGAAAUCAUUACGACGGGCCUUACAGUCCAGCAUGACUCGAACCUACAUAGAAGACAUAGGCGUGCACGAGGUGGAUUUCAGAUCGGCACUGGUCAUCGUGUGGCGAGCGCUGGCGGAGGGAACAGUAGCCAAGAGGAGUACGAUGAGAGCGAGAGCGAGUCGGACAGGGUCAUGACGUCCUCCAACGAGCAUAUUGGACUUUCGCCUUUGAGGCAUGAAGUCCCUCGCGGGCCUUACUCGGUUGCUUCUUCUGACACCAUGUCCGAACGAGAAGAAGAGGAAGACGAUGACGAAAACGCGACAGCCGUCAACUAUCCAAGAUCGACCCCAAGACCGACCUCACGACAGUUCCAACCUCGACCGAACGCAUUCUCGCAUCCAAGUGCUGAACAAGUUGUACGCUCACAAUCAGGAACCAUCUACACACCACGGAGACCAUCCGCGAGGCUGGGCUCUCAACGACAGCACUCCUACCCGCAACACACGCCCUACAAUGUCAUAUCGCCCAAUCACCAAGCCGACCAUGAUGAGGCGCUUCGAGCCAGCCUCUCCACACUUCUCUCUGCCGCUGCUGCAGUCAGAGGGCUUCCCAAACCCGGUCAACCUCGUGCCUCACCGGCCGCAACAUCUAGUCGUGUCGACCCCUCGUCUCUUCGCAUGGUACCCGAGUCAGUGGCAUUGGGCGAGAUCACCGAGGAAGUGAGCAACGGCUCGUCUUCCCGCGCCACGAGCAGCAGUCCCUCGGACAAGUCCAAACGCAAAGCCAGUCCAGCUGUCGCAAGCGUACGAAGCAGUAGCAGAGACCGACAUGCAGCGAAGAAGGCACGCAAGCAGAGCGCUGUGGUUGAGGAGAUCAGCCCUACACUCUUCACAUGGGUCGUCAGCGCCGGCGUUGUCGUCCUAGUAAGCGCUCUCAGCUUCUCUGCAGGCUACGUUGUCGGCAACGAGGCUGGCUACGCCGAAGCCAUGGGCCAGAUGGGCGCUGUUGGUUCUGAAGCGGGAAGCUGCGGUAAGGAGGCCGUUCGCGGUACUGGCUUGGGACUCCGCAGACUCCGCUGGACUGGCGGUGCUGUCGUUCGCGUCUGAACAAAACUUUGCCACCGUCACGGUCGACGAGACACAAACGUCACGAACACGAAGCAAGUGCUUGAUUUGCAUGAUCUCCGGAGUAAGCACGCAUGGGUGGUACUUGUCUUUGUUUGCUUUCGGCACCCA
This is a messenger RNA of Didymella exigua CBS 183.55, 1814 nucleotides long. RefSeq lists its product as uncharacterized. Lineage: Eukaryota; Fungi; Ascomycota; Dothideomycetes; Pleosporales; Didymellaceae. The transcript has 2 exons. The record is from RefSeq and is a predicted model, not a curated record. The coding region runs from base 408 to 1685 and encodes 425 amino acids.